AUGCCUCCAAAACGGAAGAAGACAGGGAAGGGUGACGAUCCUCCCAAGGCGAAGAAGACCAGAUCAGAGGAUACUCCUGACGACGAUAUAACCACGACCGCAGUAAAUUGGAUCAUACCAAAAGAAAAGGGUAAAGAUGUCUACCAAGAGAAAUGCGCAGCCGAAUUUGCCCAGGCACUCUAUCAAAGAGCGCGAGAUGAGAUACGUCCGCAACAAACACCUAUGUCAGUUCCGCAAUUCCGAACGCCAGUAUUCCAGAAGAAAGGCAACGAUCUACGAGCGGAGGAUAAGUACAGACCCAGCGCGUCUUUGCGCAACUUGUUCAAUGACAUCAAAAGUAGAAGUAUUCAUCAGGAGGAGGGCCAUAGCAUCACUCAUUUCCAGCAGCAGUUCGGUGGCGACGCAAACAUCGCAGUAGUGCUCUCAAGAGCGGAGAACUACGCUUCUUUUGCUUUAAAUGAGGAUCAACGUUUGGAAGUGACUGUGAACGAUAUAACUGCACAUGUAGAUUUCAUCCAACGGGACUCAUCAGAAGAUGGCAGCGCAGUCGGGUACUUCAUUGAGCUCCCUCGUAAUACGUCAGUCACAGUAAACGGAACUACCUACACCAACAGCGACGGUCCAUCGUCCCUGUCUUUCUACAUUGGGCCGCUCGAAGGGUACGCGGUCAUUGAACUACUGUCGCAACCGGCCUUUUUCUUCAGAACUGCAGCAAGCUUGAAAGACACUUCGUCACAUAGAGCGGCAACUCAAGAAGAGCUCGAUCGUCGCGAUGGGAAUGGGGAUGUUGCUUUGGGGAAUACGAGGGUGCGAUGGAGCCCUAUCGAAGCUCCACUACCAGGAGCGGGACUUGGGAGUGCAGGCGUUCCCGGAAAAGCAGAAGGGGGGUCGGAGGAUGACUUUAUCGACACGUUCACCGACGAAGGGGAGCCGAUUAAAGAUACUUGUGCGUAUAUGCGAGCUCAGCUGUUGUCGCUUCAACAGAAUCGAUAUCGCGAGCUCGUUCCCAGAGUUCUUGCUUCGGUGAAUGAUCGACAGAAAGAAGCUACCGGAUUCAGCUACCAGCAUCAAGGACAGACUUGCAGACCUGGAAGAACGCUGUUGGUACCAAUGGAGAUGAAAGGGAACCAUCUGUUGCUCGCUGCUCAAAUCCAUCCUGACAAGCAUAUCACACUCGAAGUCCUAGAUCCUCUAACGUGGCAAGCAACGCUGUCUAGUCGGAAAGGUGUCGAUGAACACAUUAGAGAAACUUUGCGAAACUCCACAUGGUGGCGACAUGUUUAUGACUCGUUAGACCACAUGGAAGGAAACCUGCCCGAGGCCACGAUGUGGGUACCGGCUGCCCAGGUCACGACAGCCGAUGGAAGCUUUACAUACACCGUCUUGAACGCGUGGGCACUGGCGAUGGGCCUCGUGCCAAACCCGUCGUUCACACCCAGCGCUCAUGGUCACGAAUCGUUCUUUAUCCGAGCCCAACAGAUCUUCGACCUGGCCCUUCAAGACACGUUAAACUGGAGGAUAUUACUCGCCUUUUUCCGCUGCACCGGAUUUGUUAAGCCCGGCGAAGGCGGCGAGAAUGAUGAAGAGGCAAACCUCCCGCAUCUAUCAAGGCGGUUUGACCUCUGCAACUGCUCCUUCCAGAAGCUCAUUACUCGCCAAGCGACUGCAGAUACUGGAGCCGAAGGCAAGAAGAUUGAUAUGGAGCUGGUCACUUUGGGCCUCGAAGAUAAGACGCGUCAUGAUGUAGCCUUCGCUGCCGACUCCCUUGAAAAACGCGACAGGAAACACAUGGCAUUUAUGGUCCGCUAUGGUCAAUGGAAUUUUGCUGAUACUGAAAAGAAGCUGGAAAGGCGUCUGGAAGAACACAAAGAGAAAAGGAUGUCGGAUCUGUCGUUGCCACCACAACAGGCUAGAUCGACUCGAGAUACCGAGAAGAUUCCGGUCGACUUUGAUCCUUGUAAGCAUCUUCACGAGCAGCUGAAAUCGCUCGAAGACCAAAGGAAGAUUGAGCCAAGGGCGGGGAGUGAGCUCGGUGAAGCAAUGCCAUCCAAGUUAGAAAGUCGCCAUGUCUUUGGACAUAUCGAGUCCGUUGCACGAGCUAUCAACGAAUUGCUCUCACCUGAGCGGCCUGAGCAGGGCUUUACAGUAGCAGAUCUCAAUGGUCAUACCAGAUACGCAGAUGAUUCCGGCAUCUUGGAUACGGUGGUUAUCAAGGUCUGCCAACUGGGGGAACAUGUCAUACUAGUAGUCUCGCAGCAUGAGGACACAUCCAAAAAAGCUCCCGAUGUAUCACGCGUUAUGGACUCUGCACCAUGGACUGCCACGGCGAAGGAGCGCGUCCGAGUCCACGAGCUAUUGCAGGAUGCAGGGAAAUCAAAAAUCAACCCUGAUUCACCCAAAGAAAGAAGUAUCGUCGGGCCGGUACUGCAAUGGAUGCCCAGUCCUCAGCAAGCACGAGUAGAGGAAGCUGGGUAUUUUGCAAUCAUGAGUGCGUGGGCUGUACUACUCGGUCUACCUAUCGACCCCAAAUUCCGUAUAGGCGCAAAGUUCUACGACAGCGCACUUCCUCUGCUCCAGGCAGUAGGGAAUGCACAUGCAGACUGGAGGCUGAUUUGGGCGUUCUUGCGUUGUGUGGGUUAUACGCAGUCCGAGCUGCCGCCUCCAAUGCAGCGUCGAUUCAAAGCAACAAAGCCUGCUCAUGGCCCCCGUAACACCAGAACCGACAGAAAGAAAAAGCGCUCGAUUGAUGCUCAGGCCUCCCGUGACAUCAACUAUUCGCAUUUUCAAGUAAAUACGGGCGUAGCGCACACUGAAGUCUUCCCAUGGGAUGACUACAACGAACCGGAUAGGGCAAUUCGUAUACCAGAGUUGAUCAAUCCUGGACCGGAAAAGAAUACAGAGACUGCAGGUAAGCCCGAAAAAGAAAAGUCGGUGUUGCCUGGAGACUUUGAUCCGUGUAAAUAUUUCGACCAACAGCGAAACGCGCUUCUGAAUGAUCCGGCCGUAGCAGCAGCAGUAGAAAGUCUUCGAACUCGUGCAACCACCACAUUCGGACUAUGGCUCACGGAUGAAGAGGUGUCCUUGGCCAUCGCAGCCGUGACGCUCGGCAUAACGAAUGCUCAGGGCCUAGAGGGCGGAUUCGGAUGUUUGAACCAGACUGCAGUUCAGUACUGUCAGUACCCCAAUCCUACUUUGAUGCAGCCUACGAUUCGACCGGGUCGGCCGUUGGUAGUACCGGUAAAUCUUGACGGACAUAUCAUCUUGGUGGUUAUCCAGUUUGACGGCUCCAAAGAGGAGCCUACACCUACGAUCUCCAUCCUAGAUUCAAAAUCUCACAAUUAUAGCUUCGAACAACGUGCUCGUGUUUUCGACACAGCUCGAAACAUGUUGAUCGCCUCGCGCUGGGGCCGAUUUCCAAAUAUGCCUGACGCAGAUGACUUCCGCCAAUACACCCGGGAGGCAUUGCACGCUGAAUGGAUCCCCGUAGCCCCACAACCUACGGAUGAUGAGUGUGGAUACUAUGCCAUAUUGAACGCUUGGGCACUGGCUUUGGGCCUGCAACCCAACAUCAAUUUCUUCCCAAGUUGGACAGCUCAAUUCUUCCAAGACCUUGUUGAUGUGAUCCACAUCGCUCGUGUUGGACGAGCAGACUGGAGACUGAUAUACGCGUUCCUCGGAUGUAAAGACUUUAUCGGCAAUGCAGCAGCCGUGCCCGAGGAUCACUAUUUUGAACAGACCGAGAAUUUGCUAAGUGAGGAUGCACUACAAUCGGUACUGGAUCGUCUGGAAGAGUCAGAGCGCCGCGACUGGGAAGGAAGAGAUCCAGAUUUCUCCAAACUAGCCCAAGCAAACAGAACACAUGUUGUCCCAGGGAAGCGACACGACAUGGCAUGGCCAUCAGACGACUGGACGAAAGAGGCAAGGAAGGAGUACGUAAAGGACCUCGAACGCUGGGGAAAACUUGUUCUUGAUGUAGACAGCAAAGAACUAAAAGCCCAGUGGCAGGAACACUUGUUGAUGCAUGGCGCGAAAUUUGAGAACCAGCUGAAACAUAUACACGGCGAACUCAAGGGCCGGACUUUGGAUAUUACCAAAGAUAUACUUCCUCACUACAAGGGAUUUCUCAACAAAUUACAUCCGCCGGGUUUGAAUCUGCAGAUCGAUCACUAUCCAUGUUCCUGGGUAACAGACGCCGUGAACAUAUACGACUGUAUCUUGAACUACGAUCCGUUGGGACCAAGCUUCUCUAACGGGAUGCGAGAGGAGGUCAAUAGACAAGAAUCUGGACGUCUUGGCUGGUCCUCGCAUCGUAAUACCGCACAAAUUGGAGGCUCCCAUCAUAGAUAUCCUGUACCAGAGCAGCAGGAGGGCGGUUUCCAAUGUGGCUACCACGUUUUUGUAAACGCCUGGAUACUCGCAAUGGGUCUCACACCAGAUAUCAAAAGGGGCCCGUACGACGAGGAUGUCUAUUUUGAGGCAUGGAUAUUUGCUAGGGCUGCAAUAGCGGGAUUACUCGACUGGAAGGCAUUAGUAGCUUGGUUCUUCUGCCGUAAAUUAACCGUGCAGAGGACCAAUGAAGAUGUACCCGCAAACCGGCGCUUUGAAGGUACUGUACCUCAGGUGCCGGAUCGGCUUGAUCCUUUUCCGGAAGCAGUCGGAGAGGGCGAAUUGCGAGACCAUGUGCAACAACGGUACGAUGCGGAUGACCGACCUCUGGCGCUGUUAUCGGUUGAAGAUGCUCCUUACGAUCGGUCUAACAAUAUUGUAUGGCCCCCUUCUAAGGGCAAGGAACAGAAUGACCAGGGAGAGAGUCUGGACAGAAGUUAUGACGACACGGAUUUAGACUUCUUCGAAGCCCAGGCAGGUAUCAAGCGUAAGUCGCGUGAAGAAAUUGACGAUGGUCUCUGUCGCUUUUACAGUUCACACGCGACUGGCGACACUCGUACCAGAGAUACGGUUCAUUCAUCCUUUUCCGGGAAAAAGCAGCGCCUAAGUGACAGCCUGUCUUUCCUUGACAGGUAUUAGCUGCCCCUUGCUCUUAUAUUUGUACCGUGGAAGGACUGCGCUGGGAUGGGUAUCGUAGAAGGAUCAUCGUUGUACUUGUAUUGAGGAGAGUUCCUUUUUGUAACGACAUUGCGCUGUCUUAAAUGAUAUGUAAAAGUUGUUGUUCAGUGCAGCUUGUUCUGUUGUGCUGUGGCAUGCAGACGCGACCGUAAGGUGACGACCCUGAGCUCCGGCAGCCGAUGACGUAGCCCCAAAACCUUCACGCGUAGAACCGCGAACC
Alternaria rosae is the source of this 5284-nucleotide messenger RNA. RefSeq lists its product as uncharacterized. The record is from RefSeq and is a predicted model, not a curated record. The transcript is spliced from 4 exons. Bases 1 to 5025 code for a protein of 1674 amino acids. NCBI's taxonomy places the organism in Eukaryota, Fungi, Ascomycota, Dothideomycetes, Pleosporales, Pleosporaceae.